AUGGUCUCCAUCACAGGAUUCUUCACUCCUGCAUCAACAGAUGACGACAGGACAGAGAAAAUCAAUUUAGGAAUUACUACCCUUCUUGCAAUGUCCAUCUUGAUGUUGAUGGUAUCCGAUCAGAUGCCUACGACUAGCGAAUUUGUUCCUUUGAUAGGUCGACGGCAGUAUGGACGAAAUCCACCACUCUACGUACGCUAUUAUUUCUUCGUCGUUAUUCCAUCAUUCCUCUAUGUAAGUGUGCCACCAGCGCUUGAAAAGCUCUGGUCUGAAUUGGAUGAUGACCCUCUAAAUGCAUGGAGGAAGAAGAAGAUUAGCACCAUAGAAAAAACCGGCUCACUAUAUAAGGAAAGAUACCCAAAAUCGCCAUUGUUAGAACGGCAGUCUACCCUGCGAAUUCCGAAGGUUGGGCUAGAUCGAUUCAAUUCGAUACAGAUGAUCGACAUUUCGGUACCGCCGUCGCCAGCUGCAUCACGGCUUUCC
This is a messenger RNA of Strongylus vulgaris, 483 nucleotides long. The record is from the annotation of a GenBank genome assembly. NCBI's taxonomy places the organism in Eukaryota, Metazoa, Nematoda, Chromadorea, Rhabditida, Strongylidae.